UUCAUUGACGAUAUGCUAUUUAUACCCUCUAUGAACCUUCAGUACAGUUCAUCCCAAAGGCAGAAGCUCAUUCAAGUAUAAGCUCAAAGAGUCCUUAAUUAAUUAGCUUUCCAAACUUCAAAGACGAAGAGUAUUGUGAUGUUAGUGUUGGUAGUAGCCAUGGUCUACUUCAUGGUGAAGCCUGGAGAAGCCGUUUAAUACGACCAAGUUGCGGCAUCUUUGGCCCCUUGCAUGCCUUACUUGGAGGCUGCUGCGGGAAAUCCUUCAACUGCAUGCUGUGAUGGCGUGAGAAACAUCAAGGCAAUCACUCCAACCACUGCGGAUAGACAAGCAGCUUGUGAAUGUGUGAAGUCAGCUGCUGCUAAAUAUCCAAAUAUCAACCAGGAUGCUGCUUCAUCUCUCCCUGGAAAAUUUGGAGCUCCAUUGAACAUUCCCACCUCUAAGAACACCAACUGUGCCAACAUUAACUGAGAUGGAAGAGACUAGGAUGAGAAAUAAAGUUACGGCUUUUGCAGCUUUACGGUGUUGCCAUCUUCAUAAUCUUGUAUUAUGAUGCUGUGUUACAAUAAUGGUUGCAUUGUUUGAUCAUUCCCUGUGAUCAUAUACGAAAUUGUAUUCAGAUUCUCUUGUAAUGGUUUAUGCAAGCUUAGUUACUGCAAUAAAUACAUGAAAUAAUUGGUGUUAACUUUAACUGUUAAGCAUUCCUUGCUUGUUCUUGUUGCCAACGAACUGAUCAAAGACAUGCAAUACAUGCAUAAAAAACUGUAGAGAACAAUCCCCCAAUAUCCACACCACUCCCCCCCAACCCAAACAACCCCCCCACCACACCCCCCCUUCUUGUGUGCUUAAUAUUCAAUAGCAAAAUCAAUCAUACAUGAAUAAGCCACCAAUUUUCCAUGAAAAAAUUGUUGGGGAUAACAGAGCAUUAUUCUCUGGAGACAAUCAAGGCAGCAAUCAAACAAAGAAUCAAUCCAAGCAUUAAGGAGCAAUAUACGGCAAUAC
Molecule: messenger RNA, 1002 nt
Organism: Pistacia vera
Lineage: Eukaryota; Viridiplantae; Streptophyta; Magnoliopsida; Sapindales; Anacardiaceae
Product: non-specific lipid-transfer protein A-like
Exons: 2
Coding region: 232-471 (79 amino acids)
Biological process (GO): lipid transport
Cellular component (GO): membrane
Molecular function (GO): lipid binding
Source: RefSeq, a predicted model, not a curated record